AUGGAGACUCCGAUCACGGAAUUCGUCCUCUUCAAACCGAAGCAACCGUCCCCUGCCUUCGACUCCGUCAUAUCGGCACUCAAAUCCGUCCAGGGUGUGGACGCCGUGUACCACGGCAGCCAGCUCGAGGACCAGACGACCCAUGUCUUCGUGAUCCGCUGGACCUCCCACGACGCCUUUACGGCCUUCUCCUCCUCGGAAGCCUACACCCCCUGGCUUGCCGACUUCAAGGCCCUCGCGGCCGAUCCCCGCUUCUACCAGGUCCGCUUCACCCCGUCCGCCACCCCGGCCCUCGACGCGCCCUGCACCGAGGUCGUGGUCGCUUACGGCAUUCGCCGCGCCGUCUUCGUCGACAACCUGCACAUCUUCUCCGACCGCAUGACCGAGGGCGGCCGGGCCGGGUCGAUGGAAGGAUGGCAUGCGAACGCCUGGGGCGAGGUUACGACCCCGCUCCCCGCGCCGGCUGGCGGCGCCGAAGGCCACGCUGCUGUGCUGCUGGUGGGUUGGGAUAGCAAGGAGGCUCAUCUCAACGCUAAGGCUGUGCCUGGACCUAUAUCUGACAACAUCGAACUUAUCCGAAAAGAACGUGAGGCUUUGACAAUGCUUCAGUACCAUGUCAAUCUGAACAGGCUUUAG
Messenger RNA from Sodiomyces alkalinus F11, 636 nucleotides. RefSeq lists its product as hypothetical. NCBI's taxonomy places the organism in Eukaryota, Fungi, Ascomycota, Sordariomycetes, Glomerellales, Plectosphaerellaceae. The record is from RefSeq and is a predicted model, not a curated record. The coding region runs from base 1 to 636 and encodes 211 amino acids. The transcript is spliced from 3 exons.